AAGAGCAGCGUGUCACACUCUGAUCCUCCAAGCACCUUCCCCGACUCUUUGUAGUCCUUGUUAGAAACAGAAAUCUGCCUCCAGCGCGCAGUGAAAGCGUGAGAUUUCAAAAUCUUGGCACAAAACUGUGUUUCUCCAUUUGGUCCUUUAGUUGGUCCUUUGAUUUGGAGGACUGUGGAAGCUUCUUACAUCUUUUGGGAUUAUUUGGCUGGAGUGGUCAAAGAAUUUCUUGAAAUGCUUUUAUUUAGUUCUGACGUUCUUCACAACAUAUAGGGGAGGAUUUUCUGUCCAAACAUUUGAAGCCUGGUGGAAUAUUGCAAUGGCAGUUCAGAUGACUGAUGGUCAUCGACGGUUCUUGCAGGUCCUGAUGUCUCAUGGGAUAAUGGAAGGAUCAGAGGCUAGGAAGUUACACAGGCAUUGCUGCGAAAUCCAUAAAGUCUACUAUGCGCAUGAUAAAUUGGAUGAUUUCAUCAAUACUAUUAACAUCCAUCUGCAGCCUUUGUUUAUGCAGAUCCGGAAAGGAAUGUCUGAAGAUGACGGGAGAGUGCGUUAUGCCCUAGUGAAUCUGGCAGAAACUGAAAUAACUAAAAUGGCAUCUGACUAUACAGAAAAUGAAUUAGAACUGUUCAGAAAAACAAUGGAUCUAAUCAUUUUAUCAGAGAACGGCUUUGCCUCUUCCACAGAGAUUUUAAACUUUGCUGACCAACUGAAAACAAAGAAAAUGAAGAAAAAGGAAGCAGAGCAAGUGUUGAAACUUUUUGUGGAGGAUAAGUGGCUCUCUGAGAGAAAUGGGGAAUAUACUCUGCAUACUCGCUGCAUAAUGGAGAUGGAACAAUACAUUCUCAGCAACUACCAAGAUGUGGCAAGGAAGUGUAACAUCUGUCACAGCCUUGCCAUCCAGAGCCAAGUAUGUGAAACCUGUGGAAUUGGAAUGCAUUUACCUUGUGUUGGAAAGUACUUCAAAGCUCAGACUGAACCACACUGUCCUCACUGUAAUGAUUUCUGGCCUCAUGAGAUUCCAGAGGUGAGUCGGAUAGAUUCCCAGUUGUCCUCAAAAAGAGAAAGAGGAAAAGAGCUUCAUUCUCAGCACUAGAUGGUGUUAAGACUUGCUUUCAGUGAAAUUCUUUUUCUGUUCUCUUCAAAAUAGCCAGACUAUAAUUGUAUUUGUUAAUAACAGUGUAAUUUUAAGAGUGUUUAUUUUUUUCCAAAGUUCUUAAGAAGCUUGCAAUAAAAUUGUCAUUGACCUUCUUGUUCUCCUAAACAGUUAUGUCCGCACAGCUUUCCUGGAGGCUGUCUUGCACACACAACUCUCCAUAUUCUUAGGUUGAGACACUCUGUGUAUGUUUGAGAAUGAAAGAUGUAAAUGCUUUGGCUCAGUCCUGUAAGCUAAUCUGUUCAGUGGAGCCUUUCUCGAGUAUAGUGUUCCAUAUUUGUACAGUUUCACUUACACAACUGGAAAUGAAACCUGUUACUAGUGCCACAGGGCAUGUGUAUAUCUAUCAACCUGAAAACAAACCUCCCCAAACCUAUGCUGAUUUUAGGUAUUUACAUUUUUACAUGGUGUUAAAGUAGGGGAAAAAUGUCCAUUCACUAAAAAAGGCUGGUUGAAUGUUUGAUCUGGGGCAAGUUUGAACACUUUAAGCUGGCACUGUUGCUUGGUUUUUGCCCCAAGAUAGUUCAUCUGACAUAAAACCAAUCACAAGCAGCAUGUUCAAAAACAGAGGGAAUAAUUUGAUGGUCAGAACUAGUGGGAAGGAGUAGGGCAAGAUGGUCAGUAGCAAUGCCAGUUUAUGCCAGCAAAGUAUUGAAAAAUCAUAGUCCUAUUCUUUAGUUUUUAGUACUAACACUUCUCUCUCUCCCAUUUUCUGAAAGGCUGCUUUUUCCUUGUAAGAGUGGCUUGAUAAAAAGACGAUAUUGCUAAGUGCCAGAGAGUUGAAUGGCAGCAUAUCUCUCCUUGGUAGAAAUGAAAGGCAUUCCAGACUUUCUCAGGGAAAAGCAGAAUGCCCUCACUUCACCUGAUCAAUAACCAAAAGAAUCAGAGAUCGGCAUCAUGCUUCAUGUUAGCACUUUUUUUUUUAAUGUAUUGAACUUGUGGACAGCACUCUCCCUCACUGUUUAAAUAACUUCAAUUUUUACUGAUACUAAAUCCCAACAGAAGGAAACACUAGCUAUGUAUGUUUUUUGUUCCAAACACUGUUUGCGCCACAGCGUCUUGGCAGUGCCUAUAUAUAGAGCUGUUUUGGAUGUACAAACACAUUCAAGACAAUCAGCCAGCAUAUGCUCUUUACAAGGACUUUAUAUUAGAAACAUUCACAAAAAUAAAGUGGCUGUAGCAACUUC
This is a messenger RNA of Struthio camelus australis, 2340 nucleotides long. The record is from RefSeq and is a predicted model, not a curated record. Lineage: Eukaryota; Metazoa; Chordata; Aves; Struthioniformes; Struthionidae.